Molecule: messenger RNA, 588 nt
Organism: Nematolebias whitei (Rio pearlfish)
Lineage: Eukaryota; Metazoa; Chordata; Actinopteri; Cyprinodontiformes; Rivulidae
Product: angiopoietin-2
Biological process (GO): Tie signaling pathway
Molecular function (GO): receptor tyrosine kinase binding
Source: RefSeq, a predicted model, not a curated record
UCUCCACAUUGAGGGAUUCAGUGGCACCGCCGGCAAAACCAGCAGCCUCACCCACACCGGAAGCCAGUUCAGUACUAAAGACAGAGACAACGACCGCUGCACCUGCAAGUGUGCGCAGCUCGCAUCAGGAGGAUGGUGGUUUGAUGCGUGUGGUCCAUCCAACCUGAAUGGCAUAUAUUACCCUGCUUCGUCGAGUAUUAUCCGCUACAAUGGCAUUAAGUGGUACUAUUGGAAAGGUCCAAAUCUGAUGGCCACCAUGACAACUAUGAUGGUGCGCCCCACUCACUUCUGAAUUCACGGCUUAUUUCUUGAUGACAGCCUACAAAUGGAAAGACAUUACAGACUGAUACUGAGACCAAUAAAAUCUACAUCUGUAGAGUUUAUUUGUUCAUUUUAUUAUAAACAACUCCAUGGACUAGUCUGCAAAACAUUGUGGAUGACGUUUCUUCAAUAAGCACUUCAAAGAUUGCCACCAUAUUGGAUUUGUGGUGAUAAAUAAAAGUUAUAGCACAUAAACAUUUUUGUACUAGAGCUUCAAACAUCUAAUUUUCUGUUUUAAGCAUUUAAAAAGUUUAUGAGCUAAUGCUG